Messenger RNA from Theobroma cacao (cacao), 417 nucleotides. RefSeq names its product EG45-like domain containing protein. Gene Ontology annotation, biological process: systemic acquired resistance. Lineage: Eukaryota; Viridiplantae; Streptophyta; Magnoliopsida; Malvales; Malvaceae. The record is from RefSeq and is a predicted model, not a curated record. Gene Ontology annotation, cellular component: cell wall; apoplast.
AUGGCAUUGCCCUAUUUCCGCAUCCUUUCCAUUACCCUCGUUGUUGUUGCUUCCUGCUUAAGUCACCUCCCUUUACUGUCAAAUGCUCAAGAAGCUGGCACUGCGACCUACUACACCCCUCCCUAUACACCUUCUGCUUGCUACGGUUACGAGGAGCAGGGAACCAUGAUUGCAGCAGCAAGUGAUGAAAUUUGGAACGACGGCGGCGCAUGUGGGCAAAUGUAUCAGGUCACUUGUGUUAGCGGAACAAACGAAGGGACCCCGUAUCCUUGCUGGGGAAGUGGGACGGUGGAGAUUAAGAUCGUGGACCAUUGCCCCGCCAGGUGUAGAGGAACCAUUGACUUGUCACAAGAGGCAUUUGCCUCCAUUGCUGAUCCUGAUUCUGGUGUUAUAAACAUCUCUUAUCAACAGGUUUGA